Diabrotica balteata is the source of this 1662-nucleotide messenger RNA. NCBI's taxonomy places the organism in Eukaryota, Metazoa, Arthropoda, Insecta, Coleoptera, Chrysomelidae. The record is from the annotation of a GenBank genome assembly.
AUGGCCACAUCAAUGGAAGAUGUUUUGUUACAAGUACCUCAAGUACGGUAUAAAAAAGGCGACGGGUCGCUUUUCUUAAUGGACCAAAGACUUAUUUGGAUGGUCGAAAAUAAAGACACUGUAGUUGUUUCUCAUCCCUACGCGGAUAUAAAAUCUCAAAAAAUCUCUCCUGAAGGGAAAGCCAAAGUUCAAUUACAAGUAGUUCUUCACAAUGGUGUUUCUUCAACAUUUCAUUUUACUAAUAAGUCUGGGAUGCCUGCCCAGUUGGCAGAUAGAGAUAAAAUUAAAGAAAUGUUACAAUCUUUACUACCAAAAUUUAAAAGAAAAGUAGAUAGAGAAUUAGAAGAAAAAAAUAAGUUACUCUCAACUAACCCUGCCUUACUCCAAUUGUACAAAGACUUAGUAAUGACUGAAGUUGUAACUUCUGAGGAAUUUUGGUCUCAGCAUGCACAGCAAUAUACUCAGAAGCAGAAGCAACAACCCCAAGAUAUUGGUGUUUCUGGAGCAUUUUUAGCAGAUAUAAAACCACAGACAGACGGUUGUAAUGGCCUUAAAUAUAACAUUACCCCCGAUAUUAUAGAAUGUAUAUUUAAAACAUAUCCUGCUGUAAAGAAAAAGUAUAUAGACAAUGUCCCUGCCAAACUUAGCGAAUCUCAAUUUUGGACAAAAUUUUUUCAAUCACAUUAUUUUCAUAGAGAUAGGAAAUAUGCAGAAAGCAAAGAUAUUUUUACCGAAUGCGGAAAGUUAGACGACCAAGAAAUGAAAAAAGAUAUUCAAACUGGAGUUAAAGAUCCCCUAAUCAAUAUAACAGAAUUUGAAGACAAAACGAUAGAUGAAGGAUAUGGUUUAGCUUCCGAAAAACCUGCCAAUAGCACUGGAACAGUAAGUCAAGCAAUGAUCAAAAGGUUUAAUCAACACUCUAUAAUGGUACUAAAAUCGUCCAAAAAUGCAGUAAAUGAUAAUUUACAACAGAACGGAGCAGACAAGAGUACAAUAAACGCCAAUGGUGUAAAUGUCAAUGGACAGACAUGUAGCGAUGGUCCAAUAAACAAAAGGCAGAGGCUUUUAGAAAAAAUAACAUACGAUGAUUUACAAGAUACUGAUAAUAAUAGUAAUACAAAAAGUGUUCAAUUAAAUUUAUCAAAAGUCGAAAGAUAUUUACACGGUCCCAUGCCUGACUCUUCCACCGAUUAUUUAAAUCCAAACGAAGCUGCUUCAGUAUUAAGGGGAGUCAUUCAAGAAACGAGGCAAUGGGGAGGGAGGCAUGCGGCGACUUCGCUAGUAACACCUGCAGCUGCCGUCGCAGCUUUAGGGGAACUAUCACCAGGGGGUGCACUAAUGAGGGGAUUCCAAGAACAAUCGUUGGCUCAAUUGGUACCACCUGAUAUAGAAAAGGAAGUUCGAAAUUUAUAUUUGGCCCUCUGUGAACUACUAAAACACUUUUGGAAGUGUUUCCCUCCGACAACUCCGAACACAGAAGCAAAACUAAUCAAAAUGCACGAAGCGUUAAAUAGGUUUCAUACGGCAAAGUUAAAACCCUUUGAAGAUAAGCUGAUCCGGGAGUUAUCUCCUCUGUCACAUCACCUCACCAAACACCUGAACCAAUUGCUGAAUGCAGCAUAUCAAAAAUUCAAUAACUGGCAAAAGAUCAAAGUGCGUUAG